Onychomys torridus (southern grasshopper mouse) is the source of this 1770-nucleotide messenger RNA. RefSeq names its product solute carrier family 17 member 8 (gene Slc17a8). Gene Ontology annotation, cellular component: synaptic vesicle membrane; excitatory synapse. NCBI's taxonomy places the organism in Eukaryota, Metazoa, Chordata, Mammalia, Rodentia, Cricetidae. Gene Ontology annotation, biological process: transmembrane transport; synaptic transmission, glutamatergic; monoatomic anion transport. Gene Ontology annotation, molecular function: neurotransmitter transmembrane transporter activity; L-glutamate transmembrane transporter activity. The transcript is spliced from 12 exons. The coding region runs from base 1 to 1770 and encodes 589 amino acids. The record is from RefSeq and is a predicted model, not a curated record.
AUGCCAUUUAAAGCAUUUGAUACCUUCAAAGAAAAAAUUCUGAAACCUGGGAAGGAAGGCGUGAAGAAGGCUGUGGGAGAUUCGCUGGGGAUCUUACGAAGAAAAAUCGACGGGACCAAUGAAGAAGAAGACAACAUUGAGCUGGAUGAAGAAGGAAGGCCCGUGCAGGCAUCCAGGCCACGUCUCCCAGUCUGUGACUGCAGCUGCUGUGGCAUCCCCAAGCGGUACAUCAUCGCCAUCAUGAGCGGGCUGGGAUUCUGCAUUUCCUUCGGGAUUCGGUGCAACCUUGGGGUGGCCAUCGUGGAAAUGGUCAACAAUAGCACUGUGUACGUGGAUGGGAAACCAGAAAUUCAGACGGCGCAGUUUAACUGGGAUCCAGAGACGGUGGGCCUUAUCCAUGGAUCUUUCUUCUGGGGUUACAUUGUGACACAGAUUCCCGGUGGCUUCAUUUCAAACAAGUUUGCUGCUAACCGGGUCUUUGGAGCCGCCAUCUUCCUGACGUCAGCUCUGAACAUUUUCAUCCCUUCUGCAGCCAGGGUGCACUAUGGCUGUGUCAUGUGUGUGAGGAUUCUGCAGGGCCUGGUGGAGGGAGUGACCUACCCAGCCUGCCAUGGAAUGUGGAGCAAGUGGGCGCCUCCCCUGGAGAGAAGCCGAUUGGCCACAACUUCCUUUUGUGGUUCCUACGCUGGGGCAGUGGUGGCUAUGCCCCUUGCUGGGGUAUUGGUGCAGUACAUUGGCUGGGCCUCUGUCUUUUACAUUUACGGUAUGUUCGGGAUUAUUUGGUACAUAUUUUGGCUGCUGCAGGCGUAUGAGUGCCCAGCAGCUCACCCGACGAUAUCCAAUGCGGAAAAGACGUACAUAGAGACAAGCAUAGGAGAAGGAGCCAACUUGGCCAGUCCGAGCAAAUUCAACACACCAUGGAAAAGGUUCUUCACAUCCUUGCCUGUCUACGCGAUCAUUGUGGCCAACUUCUGCAGAAGCUGGACCUUCUAUUUGCUCUUAAUAAGUCAGCCUGCUUACUUUGAAGAGGUCUUUGGAUUUGCAAUCAGUAAGGUGGGUCUCUUGUCAGCUGUCCCACACAUGGUAAUGACCAUUGUGGUGCCUAUCGGAGGACAACUGGCGGAUUAUUUAAGAAGCAGGAAGAUUUUAACCACAACCGCUGUCAGAAAGAUUAUGAAUUGUGGAGGCUUCGGCAUGGAGGCGACCCUGCUUCUGGUGGUUGGCUUUUCCCACACCAAAGGAGUGGCAAUCUCCUUCCUGGUGCUCGCUGUAGGGUUUAGUGGCUUUGCCAUUUCAGGUUUUAAUGUCAACCACCUGGACAUCGCUCCGCGCUACGCCAGCAUUCUCAUGGGGAUUUCUAACGGAGUGGGAACCCUGUCUGGAAUGGUCUGUCCCCUCAUUGUUGGUGCAAUGACCAAGCACAAGACCCGGGAGGAAUGGCAGAAUGUGUUCCUCAUAGCAGCCCUGGUACACUACAGCGGUGUCGUCUUCUACGGGCUCUUUGCUUCUGGGGAGAAACAGGACUGGGCUGACCCGGAGAGUCUCUCCGAGGAGAAAUGUGGAAUCAUUGACCAAGAUGAAUUAGCCGAGGAGACAGAGCUCAACCAUGAGGCUAUUGUAAGUCCCAGAAAGAAGAUGUCCUACGGAGCCACCAUCCAGAAUUUCGAGGCCCAGAAGAGCGGGUGGGGACAACAGAGAGAAGCUGCCUUUGAGGGGGAAGAGGCAUUAUCCUACCAGAAUGAAGAGGGAGACUUCGCAGAAACAUCCUAG